CUCGUCGCUGCCGAUAUUGACACGGCUGCAAACAGGUCAUAUCUUGCAGUCAAUCACCAGAUGGGCUUCCAGAUCCCAUAAAGUUGUCUCGUAACCGUGACAGGAUGAUGUGGCGGGUUCGAUAGUCCCUUGUUUCAGGUGACCCUCAUCAUGGCACGCGAGUAUCAAGAGCAGCGACUCCGAUGUCCCUUCUGUGCAUUCGGCAGUCUUGACUUUGACAAGUUGGAUGAUCAUGUUCAAAAAGUUCAUGCUAAUCAACAACAUGGGGAUGACAUGGGAGCACGUCCCGACACAAAUCAGCUGAGCGACUUCGAACUUGCUCAGCUUCUUGCUUUCGAGGAAGCUGGACUCCCUUCCGAACUUGCGUUACCAGACCGGCCCGUCGUUCCUGCUAUCAAUGGCACGAGAAAUGUGGAAGGAACAACACCGUCUAGCCCCCCUUCAUCCUCUGCGCAUGGCAACGAUGAUGGACAAUGGGUGGAGUGCGUAUGCGGCGAACGUGUCCACUGCCUUGAGCUCGAUGCACACGCCGACAUGCAUGCCCAGGAAAAGCUUUCCAUUGGGGAAGACGACUUGCCCUCUGUGGAGCUGGCUACCCAGCUGUCUGCCAACCACCAACCUCUAAGAGAUGUCUCUGAUUCUUUUAGCACGAAUAUCCCCAGAUCACUGCGAAAUCACGAUCAAUUACAGCCAAAGACACCUCCAAGCAACGGCAGAAGACGGAUUCCAUCACUUAAGGAGGUCUUUCUGGGUAGUCCGUCGUCUCCAAAGAGAAAGUCUGCCUACAGUGGUGUAUCCGCACAACAAGGGAAGACACGGCGUUUAGGGAGAGCAGAACUGGGUCCAUAUGCACACGAGCAUCAGAUGCCAAGUUGGUUACGUCGAAUGUUGGAAGAAGGAGCCAAGGUCACCGUCACUAACAGGAUUGGACCUGAUGGUGCCUUGGUACGGGUCGAGACCAUUGCCAAUGAAACACCAGAUCUCGUCCCCGUCCUUGCGCGUCUUUCUCAGCUUGAUAAAACGGUGGAACGAGCAUUCUAUUGCAAUCCUGAAGUGCGGCAUGUAUGCAAAAUGCCAAGAGAAGGAGGGUUCUGUGGUUACCGCAAUAUCCAGAUGCUGAUAUCUUACAUCCGCGGUGCUCGUGUCAGUGGAAGCAAACAUUUUCGUGAACGACUGCCUUCAAUCUUGCGAGUCCAAGACCUGAUCGAGGAAGCCUGGGACAAGGGUAUCAACUCAACCGGGCGGGUAGAGACAGGGGGCAUUCGGCUAACUCGAAAGUACAUCGGCACUCCCGAAGCGCAGGCAUUGUUCACGAGUCUCAACAUCCCCUGCGAAGCAACUGCCUACACAAGCACAGGCGAUGUUGACGCGGCGGACAUUAUGCUUUGCGCGGUCUGUGAAUAUUUUGAUGACGAUAAGACGAAGGACAAUGUGGACAAAGUGGUCAUCACCGAGAAACCACCAAUAUACUUCCAGCAUCAGGGCCACUCCAUGACAAUCGUUGGUGUCGAAAGCAGGGUGGAUGGCGGUGUGAAUUUGGUUGUGUUUGAUCCUAUGUUCAAUCCGAGUCCUGCUCUGAAGAAGCUUGCCAUGGCUCCUAACACGUCGCCUAAGGGGUCGACACCGGAAAAGCUAUUGAAAGCGCAUCGACGAGGAGAAAAAUACCUUGAGAAGUAUCGUGACUUUGAACUGCUGAAGCUGAAAUGAGGGCGGGCUCUAGAUGGGAAGCAGGACAUUGUGUGGGCGUCAAGAAUAUCAUUCCAAGCUAGCAUGGGUCAUGGCGUAUCUCUUUUCAUUGCAUAGCGUUAGGCGCAGGAGGAUUCAUAGAUAUACUGCAUGGUUUCAUCUGCAUAUGGUCAAUGGUGUUACAUCCUGGAUAAACAUCUUAUGAGCAAGGCUAUGUAUGUCACCCUG
Molecule: messenger RNA, 1914 nt
Organism: Exophiala viscosa
Lineage: Eukaryota; Fungi; Ascomycota; Eurotiomycetes; Chaetothyriales; Herpotrichiellaceae
Product: peptidase family C78-domain-containing protein
Exons: 2
Coding region: 151-1707 (518 amino acids)
Source: RefSeq, a predicted model, not a curated record